Pygocentrus nattereri (red-bellied piranha) is the source of this 762-nucleotide messenger RNA. RefSeq lists its product as uncharacterized. Bases 1 to 726 code for a protein of 241 amino acids. The record is from RefSeq and is a predicted model, not a curated record. The transcript is spliced from 3 exons. NCBI's taxonomy places the organism in Eukaryota, Metazoa, Chordata, Actinopteri, Characiformes, Serrasalmidae.
AUGAUCAUAUCUUCUCAUUCCUGCUUGCAGCGCAACAUUCAGGUGAAGUUCCUUCAGAAAGACGCCGAAGAGCAGGAGGAGGGGGUUUUUCGGAAUGUAACUGAGGAAAGCCUGAGCCCUGCAGGGGUGGACGAUGAGCAUGCAGUGCAGCAGGUUCUAACCUGGUCAGGACUAGUCAGCCCAGUCAGAAAGGAGGAGGUGAAGUUCUUCCAGAAAGAUGCUGAAGAGCAGGAGGAGGAGGUUUUUCAGGGUGAAGUUGAGGAAAACCUGAGCCCUGCAGAGGUGGACGAUGAACGUGCAGUACAGCAGGUGAAGUUUCUCCAGAAAUAUGCUGAAGAGAAGGGGGAGGAAGAUUUUAACGGUGGAGUUGAGGGAAGCCUGAGCCCUGCAGAGGUAGACGAUGAGAAUUCAGUGCAGCAGGUUCUAACCUGGCCAGGACAAAACAUCCUGACCAGCCUGGUCAGAAAGGAGGAGAAGGUCAGCACAGCACCUGCCUGGACCCAGGGGUUACUUACAGAAGAGAAAAGAGAAGAGGGGAUGCUUACAUCAGUGCCAGGCACUCUGAUGAAUAAGGAGAGCAUGAUGGGCACUUUUAGAAGGCUCUCGCAGAAUAACUGGAACCACAUGACUGGAAAAGAAAGUUCCAUUACUGCAACCGAGAAACCUAAGGGUGUUGAAGCUAGUAUGUCUGCGGAGGACACAGACGAAAAGAAGACACUUUUCUAAGAGCUGAGGAACCUGCAGAGUGGAGUAAAGAUCACC